UUUGAAUCAAUUUUCAUUUUAAUUAGAUAAUGGUUGAUUAUGGAGUUGAAAAGAUGGAGGAGCCUUGUUUGGAUUACCAUCAAUCAGCAGCCUCUAAUUCUUGUUCUGUUUCUGAGGGAAGUGGUAGCUUUACCACUAAAUAUCCUGCUGGAAUUUGCACCAGCCCUAUUGAUACAUCUCCGUCAAAUAGAAGGACUACUGGUCCAAUUAGACGAGCCAAGGGUGGGUGGACUCCUGAUGAGGAUGAGACAUUGAGAAGAGCGGUUGGAGUUUUCAAGGGAAGAAGUUGGAAGAAAAUAGCUGAAUUCUUCACCGAUAGAUCAGAAGUGCAAUGCCUGCAUAGAUGGCAGAAAGUUCUCAAUCCAGAACUUGUUAAAGGACCUUGGACACAAGAGGAAGAUGACAAGAUCAUUCAACUCGUUAUGAAAUAUGGGCCUGCAAAAUGGUCUGUCAUAGCAAGUGCAUUACCAGGGCGUAUUGGAAAACAAUGCCGCGAGAGGUGGCACAAUCAUCUGAAUCCAGACAUUAAAAAGGAUGCAUGGACACAGGAGGAAGAACUACAACUCAUGAAAGCCCAUCUAACUUAUGGAAACAAAUGGGCUGACAUAGCUAAAGUCCUUCCUGGAAGGACUGACAAUGGAAUAAAGAAUCAUUGGAACAGUUCGUUAAAGAAGAAACUAGAUUUCUUUGUUGAAACAGGUGAACUUCCACCAGUUGCUAAAAUUAGUGUCCAAACCAUGCCAAAAGUAAUAAACAGAACAAACUCAACUAGAAAACUAGAUGCAAUUGCCCAAACAUCAUUAAGAACAACUACACAGCUGUUUAAGUCAACAAUCCUUGAACCUGAUUCCCCAAUAAACAAAUAUCCCAAUAAACUGCUGUCAACCCCAUUCUACAGUCCAUUGUGUUAUGAGCCACCGAACCCAAUAUAUCCCAAUUCUCAAAAUUUAUCAGUCAUGGACUCUUCUAUUAGCUACUGCACUCCCCUCCAAACUGGCAAUCUAAAAAACCUUAGUCCCGAGACAUACUUGAAAAUAGCAGCAAGAAGCUUUCCAACGCCAUCUAUAAUAAGGAAGAGAAAGUCAGAAUCUAAAGCACGAGUUGAUACCGGUUUUUGUAAAGAAGACAUGUUUACUGCAUCUCCUCGACAUCGGGUGAAGUCCAACAGAACUGCUGCAUUAAUUUCUAUAGGAAAGAGACUCGACGUUGAAUUUAACAAAUUAUGAUCUGUUUCAAAGGAUUUAGAUGUUGAAAGUCCUGUAUAAAAAUACAACAAUGUUUAUUUAGUUUUUUUGGGAGGGGGAGGGGGUGAUUUUAUUUUGUUCUAAUUCUUUUAUCUUAUUAUCCCAUAUUAGAUUUAUUCAUUCUUUUUUUCUAAUGCUUUAUUAG
This is a messenger RNA of Impatiens glandulifera, 1389 nucleotides long. RefSeq names its product transcription factor MYB3R-3-like. Gene Ontology annotation, biological process: regulation of DNA-templated transcription. Gene Ontology annotation, molecular function: DNA-binding transcription factor activity, RNA polymerase II-specific; RNA polymerase II cis-regulatory region sequence-specific DNA binding. The transcript has 7 exons. NCBI's taxonomy places the organism in Eukaryota, Viridiplantae, Streptophyta, Magnoliopsida, Ericales, Balsaminaceae. The record is from RefSeq and is a predicted model, not a curated record. Bases 30 to 1226 code for a protein of 398 amino acids. Gene Ontology annotation, cellular component: nucleus.